Trichogramma pretiosum is the source of this 505-nucleotide messenger RNA. It is a transcript of the gene l(3)neo43, whose product is annotated as cytochrome c oxidase assembly protein COX16 homolog, mitochondrial. Gene Ontology annotation, cellular component: mitochondrial inner membrane. The record is from RefSeq and is a predicted model, not a curated record. The coding region runs from base 217 to 435 and encodes 72 amino acids. Gene Ontology annotation, biological process: mitochondrial respiratory chain complex IV assembly. NCBI's taxonomy places the organism in Eukaryota, Metazoa, Arthropoda, Insecta, Hymenoptera, Trichogrammatidae. The transcript has 3 exons.
AGGUAGUUGUAAAAGUGUCCUAAAAUCUUGAAAUUCUGUCAAUAAACUACAAUUUUGACACAAGAAUCACUAACAGUAAUUGAGUAGUGUAAAUAAAAACAUUUUUGUAUAACAAUUUACUGAAAAGAUUAUUUUUUAAUACAACUGCUAUGUUUUUUUCAGAAAAGUCUACUUUCUCGCAAAACUAUCAAGUUUGGCAUACCAUUUUUAGUAUUCAUGGUGGGUGGAUCAUUUGGGUUACAAAAUUUUGCAGAAAUUAGAUACAGAUACAGAUCUGUUGAAACGGUUGACCCUAAAGAUGAAGCAAGAAAGUUAGGUUUAGAAAUUAAAAGCCCAGAGAAGACAACCAUAGAAGCUACAUAUGAAGAGUUGAAAAAGACUGAUAUUGAUCAUUGGGAAAAUAAAAGAAUACCCAGACCUGCUGGUUGGAAUUAAAUAAUGUAAAUAUCAAAGAUUAAUGUGACUCAUUAUGUACAUAUAUAUAACAAAUAUAAUCUUCAGGUAC